AGUGUCGCACUACGAGGUGCGCUUCUCGGAGAGCCGAGCGCAGCUGCGGGACCACUUCACCGACUGCACCAGCGUGCCCCACUGGAGCCAGCCCGAGCCAGCCGGCACGCCCAGCCGCGCCGUCAUCGACUUUCACACCGUCGACAAGCUGCUCUUCUUCGCCAUCCGCGGCGUGGACGCCGCCGGCAACGUGGCGCCCAUCUCCAACGCUGUCGCGCUGGUGCUGCCGGCGCCGCCGCCGCCGCCGUCGCCGCCGCCGCCGACCGGCACCACGUCGCCCGUUCAGCCGACGCCGCCGCCGUUCGACAGCCGCCUGCUGUUGAUCGGGCUGCUGUGCGUAGCCGGGCUGAUUGUGCUGCUCGUCCUGCUGGCCAUGUACUACUUCCUGGUGUACCGGCGCAAGAAGCCGGCGCCGGACAGUCGGAUGCGGGGCUACGUGAACACGGUGGCGCUGGCGAGCGAGCUGAGCAGGGAGCCGACGCCGGUCAAGGUGGCGUACGGCAGCGAGCGGAACGGCUUCACACCGGUGGAGGCACACAACCCCGGCCUCACUCGCUGGGGGGUGACGGACACGCCGCCCGCUCUGGGCUUCGAGCCGCACCGCAGCGGUACGCCGCCGCACCAGCCGCCCGGCCGCUGGGGCGCGAGCGACACCCCGCCUACGCCGGGGCUCGGGGCGCACCACCACAGCGGCCUGUCGGCGCCGGGCGUCCGGCGGGCGCGCUACAACAGCUACCAGACGCCCUACGACGAGGACAUGGUGCCGGACGGCCGCUCGCUGGACAGCACGCCGCCGGUCGGCUCGCAGGCGUCACUCGCCUCUGACGGCCGUCCGGUGCUGAUCCCGUGCCUUCCUCCUCCUGCCGGUCCGGUGCUGAUCCCUGCCUCCUUCCUGUGA
Pollicipes pollicipes is the source of this 898-nucleotide messenger RNA. RefSeq names its product wiskott-Aldrich syndrome protein homolog 1. Lineage: Eukaryota; Metazoa; Arthropoda; Thecostraca; Pollicipedomorpha; Pollicipedidae. The record is from RefSeq and is a predicted model, not a curated record.